AUGGAUGGCAUUUUGAAUUUACUUACGGAACAAAACCAGUUAUUGCUGCACGAAUAUUUGAAGCAACGCAACCAAGAGAGUUUUACCAAUUUGAAUAUAAACCAUUUAGAAUUUUUUUUAAACAAAUUGAGCGAAAUAAAGAAUACACUAAAUGAAAGAGAGAAAGAUGAAUAUGUAGUAGAAGCUCCUCCAACUGUUGACAUCAAUAGUAUCCAUGAGUGCAAUGUGAAACCACCCAAUGGUGCCAUAUUUAUUGAGAAUUAUAAAAAAAAAAAUUUAAUGAACGAAUUAAAACAUAUAGGAUUAGAAAUUGUUAAACGUAGUGAAGUUGCCGUUUUGUUUUUAGCUGGUGGUCUAGGAUCGAGACUUGGGAUUGAUAAGCCAAAGGGAUUGUUGGAAAUCACACCUAUACAUAAUAAAACAUUUUUUCAGUUUUAUUUUGAGCAAAUUAAAUUUUUGGAAGAGUUCUCUAUGACAAUUGACACUGCUAGAAGCAAUGCUAAUAUAAGAAAUAAAUUCAACUGUUACUACCCAGAGGUAGGAAUCACAAGUUGCAACAGCAAUUACAGUAAUGAUGAUCUCCCCAAUGUGUUUAGAAGUUGUGAUAAUGUAAAUCGAAAAGGUAACAUGGCUUAUGCAAGCUCCUCAAAUCCAAAUUUAUUGCACGCGUCCACCCCAAUAACAGAAGUUAAAGAAACAACAAUUUACAUUUACAUAAUGACAUCGAGCUACACACAUGAAAAAACUGUUAAUUUUUUAGAAGAGAACAAAUUUUUUGGAUUAAAAAAGGAAAAUAUAAUUUUUUUUAAACAAUGUGAUAAUUACUCCACCGAUUUUAAUUUUAAUAUUCUCCUGUCCAAUCAGAACACAUUGUUGACAUUCCCAGGUGGUAAUGGAGCUCUCUUUAGUGCACUAGACAGAAAUGAAAUAAUUGAUGAUAUGAUCCAAAAAAAUAUAAAAUAUGUUCAAAUUGUAAGUGUUGAUAAUGUGUUAAAUAAAAUAUCGGAUCCAGUAUUAAUCGGUUUUUGUUCCUUUUUUCAAUGUGAUAUUGCUAAUAAGGCAGUUAAAAUGGAGGAAGUAGGAUCGGUGGGUAUCUUUUGCUUAAAAGGGAAUGAAAAAAAACUAACGCAUGAUGAACAUAAUAAUUUUUCUGUAUGUGAAUAUACAGAAUUAAAUAAAUAUAUUUUAAAAAAUCCAGAAGUUUUUAAAUAUGGAAAUAUUUGUCACCAUGUAUUUUCACUAAACUUCUUACAUCAUAUUGUAAAGAAUAAACUUUAUAAUAAUAUGAAAUUACACAAAAUUUCGAGAAAAAAAGAAUACUACGAUUUUAGUGUAUAUCCAAAUGAGAAAAGUUCUAUGUCUAGUUCUACUGUGUAUUGCUACGAAUAUUUUAUAUUUGAUAUUUUCAAGUAUGCCAAAAACAUAUUAUCAUUUGAAGUUUCGAGAGAUGAAGAAUUUUAUCCAAUAAAAAAUAAUAACAAUGGAAAUACUAUAUUGAAUGCACAUACAAAAUUAAGUAUGUUACAUAAAUCAUGGCUUGAAAACAUGAAAUUUAAUAUUAUUCCUAACCCUAUGGAGCAUCUUAACAUGUGUGAAAUAUCUCCCCUUGUCUCUUAUGAUGGAGCUUUUUUUUUUCAUUUACCUAAACGUAAAGAUGUGCAUCUCCCGUUUUCCCUUGAUUUGGGUUCAUCGCCUUAG
Plasmodium gonderi is the source of this 1698-nucleotide messenger RNA. Its product is annotated as UDP-N-acteylglucosamine pyrophosphorylase 1. Lineage: Eukaryota; Apicomplexa; Aconoidasida; Haemosporida; Plasmodiidae. The coding region runs from base 1 to 1698 and encodes 565 amino acids. The transcript has a single exon. The record is from RefSeq and is a predicted model, not a curated record. Gene Ontology annotation, molecular function: UDP-N-acetylglucosamine diphosphorylase activity. Gene Ontology annotation, biological process: UDP-N-acetylglucosamine biosynthetic process.